CAAAAAAAAACGAUCGUUCAUCUAAGUAGACAUUAACAGUGCAGGCAAUCAACAACGUCUGAUAAUACUCUAUCAACAUCAUCAUCAUUAUUUCUAGUACCGAGCAUAUCAUAAUUAAAGGAAAUGAGCACUUCUAGCAACGUACCACAAGGCAAGCAAGAUGACAACAAGAUUCAAGUUUCUGCUACCAAACAAUCUCUCUCCUUCUACGUUUAUUUGUCCAAGAAAUUCUUGAAGAAUAACGAAGAGAUUGAACUUAGUGGUUUAGGUAGUGCCAUCAAUACUGUUGUUUCAUGUGCUGAAAUCUUGAAGAACCAAAAGCUCGCUACUAUCUCAAAGAUCCAAACUUCUACUGUUCCAGUGUCUAGUAAAAACGAACAAUCCUUCCAAAAGGCUAAGAUCCAAAUUUAUUUGAAGAAGACUGCUGGUUUUGAUGCUAUUAUUCAAAAACAAGAAGAGGAACAAGAAGAGAGAAAGAAACAAAAGGAGCAAAAGUAAAUCCGUUGUUGUCUAUUUGACACGUUAACGUAUUGUCAAUAAAGAAGAUCGUACGUUU
This is a messenger RNA of Naegleria gruberi, 556 nucleotides long. RefSeq lists its product as uncharacterized. Gene Ontology annotation, cellular component: nucleus. The record is from RefSeq and is a predicted model, not a curated record. The coding region runs from base 124 to 498 and encodes 124 amino acids. Gene Ontology annotation, molecular function: RNA binding. The transcript has a single exon. NCBI's taxonomy places the organism in Eukaryota, Heterolobosea, Eutetramitea, Acrasida, Naegleriidae.